UUUUUUAAAAUUUUUUGGCUAAUUAAAAUUUCAACAAUGAGGUUUUUCUCUUAUGAAGACAUUGAUAUUCAUGACGAAGACGUUAUUUCUCUUCGUGGCCAUGGUUGGUUGACUGAUAACAUUAUUCGUAUUGUUUAUGCCACUCAAUCAGAAUUAAUUAAAUACGAAAGCGAUCAAAUCGACACCCUUUUAAAUAAUAUUGGAGUAAAUCCUGAUAAAUGGAAUUUAUUUAUUUAUAACGACAGCAAUAAUCCAAAUCAAGUUUAUAGUGGGACACAUUGGUCUUUAAUUCUUUUUAAUCCUAAUCAAAAGAAUUUUUUACUUUUUGACCCUGCAAGAGGCUUUGAAAAUUAUGAUAAUGUUAGUGAACCUGUUUAUUCGUUUGUUUCUAAAAUGACAAAUUAUUUAAAAUUAACAUCCAACCAACCAAUUCGAAGAUAUACUCAAACGCCGUUUAUGGAAAUUUCUGGUGAUUGUGGUAUUUAUAUAAUUGAAUAUUCGAGAAUAAUUUUUAAGCACAUUUCUGGUGAUUUUAAAGUUGAUCAAGAUUUAAAUUUUAAAUUUGAUGGAUAUUUAAGAGAAGGUUUGAAAGGUAUUGAAAAAGCUCGUUUAGAAUGGCAAAAGACAAUUCUUACUUUAACUGAAAAAGAAAAGAGGAAAUUAUAAAAUUAAAAAAAUAUUUUAUUUAAAAAAUAUUUUGUUAUUUCCUUUCAAAACUUGUGGGAACGUUUCUUUAACAAAAAUAAUAAACCUUUUUUUGGCUACAUCUGUCCGCAACUGCUAAUUGCUA
Molecule: messenger RNA, 790 nt
Organism: Meloidogyne enterolobii
Lineage: Eukaryota; Metazoa; Nematoda; Chromadorea; Rhabditida; Meloidogynidae
Source: the annotation of a GenBank genome assembly